UGUGGGUUCAACCAUGGACAAUUUUGAUGCAAUUGAAGAAGUGAGCAACCAGUUGCAGGCAAGAACGGGGCGGGGCCGCCGGAAAUAUGACGAAAACACGGAGUUCAAGUCGAAGAACUUAGAAGCUGAGAGGAAGAGGAGGAAGAAGCUCAGUGAAAGGCUCAUAUCUCUACGUGGAGUAGUCCCAAUUAUCACAAAUGCAAUCACCUUACCUCUAUAAAACUCUCUUUUAUUUCUUUCUUUCUUUCUUUCUUUCUUUCUCAAGAUAUGAAAAUUUUGUGGGAUUUCAGAUGAAUAAAGCAACAAUUCUCAGUGAUGCUAUUACUUACAUUGAGGGGUUACAAGAAGAGGUGAAGGGUCUCAGUGAGAAGCUUCAAGAGAUGGAAACAAUGUCUGAAAAGAAUAUGGGAAGCAUGGAUGAUACUGCACAAGUGACUGAGAAAUGCAAGAUAGAGAAAGAUGUUCAGGUGAGUGGUUUAGAAGGGAACAAGCUGUGGAUUAAGAUAAUUUGUGAGCACAAGAAAGGGCUGUUCAAUGCAGUCAUGGAAGCAAUGGAUUCUAUUGGUUUUGAAGUCAUUGACACCAACCUUACCACCUCUAAAGGGGUAAUUCUGAUCUCAUUUUCUGUUCAGGGGACGCAUGUUGAUGGGUUUGUAAUUGAGCAGAUGAGGGAGUUUUUCAUGGAGAUGAUUAGAGAAUUCUAA
This is a messenger RNA of Telopea speciosissima, 704 nucleotides long. Its product is annotated as transcription factor DYT1. NCBI's taxonomy places the organism in Eukaryota, Viridiplantae, Streptophyta, Magnoliopsida, Proteales, Proteaceae. The record is from RefSeq and is a predicted model, not a curated record. Gene Ontology annotation, molecular function: protein dimerization activity; sequence-specific DNA binding; DNA-binding transcription factor activity. Gene Ontology annotation, biological process: regulation of DNA-templated transcription. Gene Ontology annotation, cellular component: nucleus. The transcript is spliced from 3 exons. Bases 198 to 704 code for a protein of 168 amino acids.